CUUAUAAAGACCGUACGUGCACGUACGAACGGAGUUUUGUUCCCGAAUCACCCUUUUAGUAGACUUGAUUGUACAAUGAUCUCAAAAACAGCGCUGAGUCUCACAGUGACACUUUGCUUUAUGAUGAACAUAGCAAUAGCUCAAUCUGAUGUUUCAAGCAACACUGGUAUCUGCGAUCUACCUAAGGUAGUAGGCAUUUGCUACGGCCACAAGAUUCGCUGGUACUACGACAAGACUCUCCAACAAUGCUCUCAGUUCGUGUACGGAGGAUGUCUGGGCAACGAAAAUAACUUCAUCUCUAAGGAGCUAUGCCAGGAACGUUGCGAGCCAAAUAAAUUGUAGAUAACCCUUUAACAUAAUGACAACCUACGAGUACUUAACCUUAACCACAAUAAAGUACCUACAGCCAACAUAAUUUUCCCAGUCUCUAAAUAAUACAUACCUAUUUUUUUU
Messenger RNA from Bicyclus anynana (squinting bush brown), 453 nucleotides. RefSeq names its product inducible serine protease inhibitor 2-like. Gene Ontology annotation, molecular function: serine-type endopeptidase inhibitor activity. The record is from RefSeq and is a predicted model, not a curated record. The transcript is spliced from 2 exons. Bases 76 to 342 code for a protein of 88 amino acids. NCBI's taxonomy places the organism in Eukaryota, Metazoa, Arthropoda, Insecta, Lepidoptera, Nymphalidae.